Messenger RNA from Punica granatum (pomegranate), 1887 nucleotides. The record is from RefSeq and is a predicted model, not a curated record. Lineage: Eukaryota; Viridiplantae; Streptophyta; Magnoliopsida; Myrtales; Lythraceae.
UCCUCCUUGCCCCCUCUCUCUGCCUCUCCCUCCCAUUCCAUCUUCGCUGCAUCGGCCGAGACCCUCAGCGGUUCUUUCUUGCCUUGCCUCGCCUCUCCUUCUCUCUCACGGGCUUAGACUCGGCUCUCCUCCGGCUUCAAGCCGAAAUCAGCAGCAGCAGAGAGAGAGAGAGAGAGAGAGAGAGAGCUUGAGUGAGGGAGAGAUGUUAUGUUGAUGGAAAAGAUGAAGAUUCAAGAGGUGCAGUCUACCACGAAGAAGCAGCGCAUAGCCACCCACACUCAUAUCAAAGGCCUCGGUCUCGACGUCAGUGGAAAUGCGAUGCCUAUGGCUGCUGGUUUCGUGGGUCAAGCGGAAGCGAGAGAAGCCGCUGGUCUCGUAGUCGAUAUGAUUAGGCAGAGGAAGAUGGCGGGUCGAGCUCUGCUGCUCGCCGGUCCUCCCGGUACUGGGAAGACAAUACUGGCCCUCGGAAUAGCCCAGGAGCUCGGGAGCAAGGUCCCCUUCUGCCCCAUGGUUGGUUCCGAAGUCUACUCUUCGGAAAUGAAGAAAACCGAGGUUAUGAUGGAGAACUUUCGGAGAGCAAUCGGCUUGCGUAUAAAAGAAUACAAAGAAGUCUAUGAAGGCGAGGUUACUGAGCUCUCCCCAGAAGAAACUGAGAGUGUCACCGGUGGCUAUGGUAAAAGCAUCAGCCAUGUUAUUGUCGGAUUGAAAACUGUUAAAGUAACUAAGCAGCUGAAAUUGGACCCGACAAUCUACGAUGCCCUAAUCAAGGAAAAGGUUGCUGUUGGUGAUGUUAUAUACAUAGAAGCCUAUAGUGGAGCUGUCAAAAGGGUUGGUAGAAGUGAUGCCUUUGCCACAGAAUUUGACCUCGAAGCUGACGAGUAUGUUCCACUUCCCAAAGGAGAGGUUCACAAGAAGAAGGAGAUAGUUCAGGAUGUAACACUCCAUGAUCUAGAUGCCGCAAAUGCCCAGCCUCAAGGAGGACAAGACAUAUUAUCCUUGAUGGGUCAGAUGAUGAAGGCCAGAAAAACCGAGAUCAAUGACAAGUUACGGCAAGAAAUAAAUAAGGUAGUAAACCGAUAUAUCGAUGAAAGGGUUGCUGAGCUUGUACCUGGGGUUCUGUUUAUCGAUGAGGUUCAUAUGCUGGAUAUGGAGUGCUUUUCGUACUUGAAUCGUGCUUUGGAAAGCUCACUAUCACCUAUUGUGAUCUUUGCAACAAAUAGGGGAAUAUGCAAUGUAAGGGGGACAGAUAUGCCUAGUCCUCAUGGCAUACCUGUCGACUUGUUAGACCGCUUGGUGAUCAUCCGGGCACAAACCUAUGGCCCUGCAGAGAUGAUACAGAUUAUUGCAAUCCGUGCUCAGGUGGAUGAAUUGAUGGUGGAUGAGGAAAGCCUGGCCUAUUUGGGAGAAAUCGGACAAAAAACAUCUUUAAGGCAUGCAGUGCAGCUGUUGUCCCCUGCCAGUGUCAUGGCCAAGAUGAACGGCCGAGAUAACAUUUGCAACGCGGACAUCGAGGAAGUAACCAAUCUAUAUCUUGAUGCCAAGACAUCUGGAAAGUUGCUUUAGGAGCAGCAAGACAAGUACAUCUCAUAGGAACACUAACGUUAAUUUACUCGAGGAAACAUAGUUUUGAGGAGAUAGAAGAGUUUGAAGUAAUUUUAUUGAGUUUUUCUUUUUGGAAGUCGGUCGUUGUUGGACUUGGAGGGAAAAGGGAAACUGAGUUUCAGGAGUUAGGACUUUGAGAUCAAAAUCAAUGUUAAGAGAAAAUGUAAAAAACUUUUGUAUAUUGUGCAUAUUACAGUUUGAUCUGGUAGCAAAAUGUGGACGGUCUCUUGAAUUUCAUAUAUGGUUAAAGUUCUUGUUUCCUAUUGAUGAUUCCUUUCCCGAAUC